GUUUUGCAAUCACAACAUAGCAGAAAACAAAGCUACACUAAAAUGGCAGAAAAUCUAUUUUCCUUGGUUCGUGAGCUUGUCAAUAGGGUGAGAGAUCUCUCAAAUGACGUUGCAGACGCUACAGAAGAACUGGAAAGCUUUCAAGAGUUCAUCGACGAGGCAGAUAAAGUGGCUGAAGCUGAAGAAGAUAACAAUAGACGUGAUGGAAUUAAAAGCAGUGUGAAACAGCUGAGAGAAGCAACUUUUCGCAUAAAAGAUAUCAUUGAUGAAUAUAUGAUCUUCUGUGAGGAAAGGCAACCUGAUGAUCCCCGAUGUGUAGCUUUACUAUGUGAGGCUGUUGACUACAUCAAAACUCAUAUCUUCCGCCUUCAAAUAGCAUUUAAGAUUCAGGUUGUCAUGUCACUUGCUCGCGCUGAAAGACGUGAUUUCCAAAGGCAGUUUCCUUUAGAUCAAAGACCAAACAGCUCCACAGGAAAUCAAAAUGUCACCCGGCACAACCUCCGAAUGGCUUCUAGGUUUAUUGAGGAAGAUGAGGUUGUUGGCUUUGAAGGCCCUACAGAGAAAUUGAUCGGUUGGUUGAUAGAGGGACGACCUGAGCGCACAGUCAUCUCUGUGGUAGGAAUGGCAGGAGUGGGAAAAACCACCCUUGCCAAGCAAGUUUUUGACAACAAGAAGGUCGUUGCACACUUCGAAUGCCAUGCAUGGAUCACAGUGUCUCAAUCAUACACUGUAGAAGAAUUGAUGAGGAACAUGUUGCAGAUGUUUUACAGAGAAAAGAUGGAGGCAACUCAUCGUGACAUUUCUACAAUGGAUCAAUUGUCGUUGGUGAAUGAAUUGAGGAACUACUUGCAGAAAAAAAGAAAUUUCUAAAUUCUUCACUCAGCGGAUGGACCCAGACCUAAGCGCCAAGAUCAAUACCUAAGUUCCAAGACCCAGUGGAGAUGACAGUGAGUCACUAUUUUGGAGUGACAAGUGCCACAAGUUCACGCCAAGCACUAGCCAGAAAUGAUCAAGUGGCAUAGCGUGCUCAUGGAAGCCUAAGCAGUCGGGACACAAAAUGAGCAGAAGAUUAGAGAGUUUUUGAAGCAUUCUUGGAACUAAAAGUCCUUGGAAAAUGAUUUAGUACGAUAGCUGCCUAUUAUUUUCUUGUUUUCUAUUUUUUUUCCAUGUAUAACUAAACCCUUGGGUUGAUAAACCUGAGUCCGACCCUUAUGUCAUCUGAAUUCAUUUAUCUUAUACAAGUUUAUUUCAUUAAAUUUGUGCA
Glycine soja is the source of this 1264-nucleotide messenger RNA. Its product is annotated as disease resistance protein RPM1-like. The record is from RefSeq and is a predicted model, not a curated record. Lineage: Eukaryota; Viridiplantae; Streptophyta; Magnoliopsida; Fabales; Fabaceae. Gene Ontology annotation, molecular function: ADP binding. The transcript is spliced from 2 exons. Bases 43 to 870 code for a protein of 275 amino acids.